UUCAGUUUUCAAGCUCAUUGAUCUCCAAGAUGGUCUUUCACCAUGAUGAUUCCGGUUCCAGUUCAAAUCACACAUGUCCCGAUAAAAGUUUGGCGGAUCCACCUCAAGUCCCGUUCAUUGGAUCAAUGAGUUUUCACCAAGUGGCAGUCAUAAUAGCAGGGGCUUGUACUAUCAUUUCAUGCUUGAUCUGCUUCUUCCUCAUUUUCCGUCACGCAACUCGCUAUGCAGUACCCAAAGAACAAAAACAAGUGAUUCGAUUAAUAUUUAUUAUCCCAGUCUUCGCUGUUGCUUCUUUCCUAUCCGUGGCUUUCAACAACGCCUCGAUCUACAUCCAACCGCUCACCACACUCUACGAAUCCCUCGCUCUCUCUGCAUUCUUCCUCCUUCUCCUAGCCUACAUCCAAGAAGAUGACGAUGAACGGCAAGCUUUCUUCGAAACCUCUGGUCAGAUGGCCGCAUACAGGAAAACAGCACUCGCCGUGUUCCAAUUCCCCGUCGUCGAAUUCCUCACCUUUAUCCUCACCGAGAUCACCGAAGCGACCGGAACCUACUGCGCAUCUUCCUUCAAGCUCUACUUCGCAAGCAUCUGGGUCUCGGUCAUAACCGGCAUCUCGACCGGUAUGGCAAUCAUGUCCGUCCUGCGCUUCUACAAGAGCAUGAAAACACGAGUUGAUAAACGGAAGCCCAUGGCGAAGUUAUUGGCGUUUAAGGGCAUCGUUGGUUUGACUUGGUUGCAGAAUAUCGUAUUCUCGUUCCUGAGCUCGGAAGGCGAUCUCCAUCCCUCGUCUAAAUUGACGUAUAAAGAUCUAACAAUCGCUAUCCCCAACCUCGUCGUCGCCUUCGAAAUGAUCCUCUUCUCACUAGCUUUCCUACACGUCUUCCGUACCAGCGAAUACAACCUGAAGAAAGGCAGCACUUUAGGUCAUGGAAGUUAUUAUGGAGGAGUAAUAGGCCUCGGAGCCGUUAUCCAAGCGUUGAAUAUCACGGAUGUGGUGAAGGCUAUUAUUGGUGCUAUUUCUGGAGGCAGAAGUGGGGGGAGAAAUUAUCCAGCUACGAAGGUUUAUGCUUCGGGGGGGAGUGUGGAGUAUGAUCGCGUGGAAUUGAUCCCUCCGCAAAACACGCAUUACGAUUCUCGACCUGAAGCUGGGCCUGGAUAUCCUGGAGGCAACAUGAACUAUGAUCCUCGUCCCGAAGUUGCGCCUGGGUAUGCCGGCGGGAACAUGAAUUAUGAUCCUCGUCCUGAAAGUGCGCCUGAGUAUGCUCCGUAUGAUGGUGCGCAGUAUGCUGGGAAGUAUCCUUCUCCCUCUGCAUCGCGGUACGGACAAUGAUUAGGUUUGGUUUGAUUGUUGGAGUUUUGAUGGUACAGAAGGAGUUGUAGGAUAUACUGGCAAGUUAGUGCUUUUUGUAUAGUAGGAUGAGGAUACCCUGUUGUAGACACAAUUUGAA
Molecule: messenger RNA, 1446 nt
Organism: Mollisia scopiformis
Lineage: Eukaryota; Fungi; Ascomycota; Leotiomycetes; Helotiales; Mollisiaceae
Product: DUF300-domain-containing protein
Exons: 6
Coding region: 30-1328 (432 amino acids)
Biological process (GO): transport
Molecular function (GO): transporter activity
Source: RefSeq, a predicted model, not a curated record